Messenger RNA from Psylliodes chrysocephalus, 1173 nucleotides. Lineage: Eukaryota; Metazoa; Arthropoda; Insecta; Coleoptera; Chrysomelidae. The record is from the annotation of a GenBank genome assembly.
AUGGCGGGCGACGUGGUCAUAUGUGACCGUUGCUCCGACAAUUUUGUUGUGAAAACUAGUAAAAUACAGUGUUUUAGUUGUAAAAAGUAUUUUCAUUCACACUGUGUACGUGUAAAAGAUGAUUGUUUAAAAUUUAUCAACAGAAGUGAUAGCGUUUUUUGGUUCUGCGAUGAUUGCAAAGUUCUUUUGCCGCAAAAACUGGUAGGCGUUGUACCCGAAAAAACUGAAUACGAAUCUCUGAAACGUGAAAAUAGUUUAUUAAGCUCCCUAAACAGCGAGUUAAAAUGCAGCAAUGAGCUCUUAAAAGAAAAACUGGGUAUGAUAAUUAAUUCUAAUAAUUCUGGAUCUGGAGUGAGUACAAAUAUUUCUUCUAAUAGUCAAAACCAACUAGCAUCCUAUAGUAGUGCACUUAAAAAUACAUCAACAAAUAAACCCGGUUUAGUGAUAAAAUCCCAAGGAUCCUCAAUUAACAAUGAUGAUGUUUUAAAGGACAUUCAGAAGCAUAUUCAUCCUGGUGACAAAAAUAUCCGUAUCGACAGUAUUAAAAAAGUUAGAGGUGGAAUAAUAGUGAAUUGCGAAAAUGAUGAUUCCUUAAAAAAUUUAAAAUCUUGUGUUAAUAAUGCUUUAGGUUCGAAAUACAGUGUGGAACAGAUAAAUAAAUUUAAUCCACGUCUUAUACUAAAAGAUGUAAAUCUAAAUGACAAACAACCUAAUGAUGAUCUUUUGAACGAAAUCUUUACAUUAAAUGAUCUAAUUGAUAAUUUUAGCCUCAAUGAAAUGAAAAUUGUAGCAGUUUUAAAUUUUAAUAACAAAUCCAAUAUAAUUUUUGAAACAACACCAAAUUUACGCAAAUGUAUUAUAGCUAAAGGGUUUUUAUAUGUAGGGUGGAAAAAAUGCUUUGUUAACGAUCACCUUAGAAUCAUAAAAUGUAAAAAAUGUCACUCUUUCGGUCAUACUGAAAAAACAUGCACAUCAACUGUUAAAUGCAUAAUGUGUUCAAAUGACCAUGAUUCCAAGCAAUGUAACUCUACUCAUAGAAAAUGCAUAAAUUGCACCAGUAACAAUAACAAAUUUAGAACGAAAUUUGAUACCAACCACUCCGCCAAUGACAAAGCAUGCCUCGUUUAUAAAAAUUAUAUUCAGCACCUUCAAUCAAAAAUCAACUAUGGUUAA